ACAGCCUUUCAUUUCCUUACGUAAGUUCGGUAAUAACCCAUGAAAGCGAGCUUGUCUUUAGGUAGAUAUUACAAAUUCAUUUUGGUUUCACGAUUGUUCGAAAACUUCGUGGGCCGAGCAAUCGUUUCUUAAACAAUUUCUGUUUACUAUCGCUGAGAAGCCACGUUCGAAAAGUCAAAUGCGAAUCGCGGGAGAUAAAUCCGUCGCAUCGUGAGAAGCACGCGAGUAUCGGCUUUGGUGCGAUAACGUAUGGGAGGAUUACGUGAUAGCACGUGUAUCUUCUUUUCUCGCGACAAAGUUCCUUUCUCUCUGCCCCAUGGCCCGUGGAACGAUACCCGUUCGAAUUAUGAAAUCGUUACGUCGAUCGAUGCGGGAAACAUCGCAUCGGGUCAUCCGCGAGAGUACGUUGGCCCAAAUUCUGGUAAAAGUACGAUAGUUAAAAAACGAUGGAACAAUCGUUGGCCCAAAUUUGGUGCAGGGUUCUCGAUGGAGCGUUGGCCGUUCGCCAGCCAUCGACAAAGCGAGAGGCCAACGACCCUUCCUCUCGGUACACGGAUACUCUAACCGAGAAACGUGCAGAGUGGAUUAAAGAAAAGAGAGAUUCGUGUCACUCUUUGAGAAUCUGAUCCUGGUUCAGAUCGUUCUCGAAUCGAAGCAGGUCGGCUACUGGGUAUGCGAUGGGUUCGGUACGAAAGGAAUAAAAGGGUAAAAUGUCAGAUCUCGACUCCCGUGGCGUUACACCGUAGUAUACCUACAAAGAGCAAACGCAUCCUAUUAGCGGUUGAGAUCGCAUUGUUCCAAUGGUGUGCCCUUAAAAGAGCGAAAUCACAUCCAUCGUAACGACGUUGGCCUUUGGAUCGCAUGCCUAACGGAUGGCGAUAAAUUCUCCGCCGCGAACCUAACGAACACAAGCACCGUGUCCCUCGCGAGUAAUUCAUCGAACGCGUCUCGUCGUAUCCCCUCGAAGAUACGCAACGAUACAAUCGUCCUACGUUUUUCUCGCGACCAUGGGAGACCAUCGCAGACUGCAUUCAGACUACGCGUUAACGUCAUGAGAUAAUAAAUGUCCUUUUCGGGAUAAUUUAAUUUAUCUACUAAACGCUGUUACGAUCUUACUCCCAGUCAUUGACGCGUCGUAAACGUCUGCUUGCUGCCAUCUUAAAUCAAUCUUUAUAAAAGUAUUACCUUUGAAGUUCGAGUCGUGUACCAGAUUAGAACAAGACAAGUUUCAAGAAAAUCUUCGUCGGACAAAUAACGGGCAGAAAUAAAAUGAAUAGUUUUCAUUUGGAGGAUUCGACGAAAUUCGGCGUUACGAAGAAGAGAUUGCUGAAGAAAAAAAAAAAGGGAGGAAAUAUUUAUUGCACCUGUUUGGGAUACCUUCGUGACACGACGGACGAUAGAUGGUAUCGUAAAGGGGAAAAAUGAGAACUGAACUGAAUGUUCGAGGAUGGAACACGACGUUUGCACGAUUCCCCGCGAGUACGGGUCGCAUCAGAGGGGGAAAAAAGCUAUGUCCUUGCAUAGGAGCCAGCGAUCGGGUAUAUAAAAGCUGCUGAAGCGUACGAGCGCAGAUGUUAUUAGUAGCUUCUGAAAUCUUGGGAUAUAUCGUCUAACGUGAAGUCGCGUGUGCCUCGGGGGAUGUCAAUUAACAAAGUGUUGUCAGUGUGACCGAUCUACGAUGACCUCUCAAAAAAUUGUGCCUAGGUCGCUGAUCCUCUGGGUAGUGAUUCUCGGUGCAUGGCAUUGCACCGGUGAAAAAUUGUCUCCGAAUCAGAAGGCACCUUUGUUCGCCCGCGGGGCCGGAGGAUUGAUUCUGAACACGCCGUUCGAGGACAACAAGGCCAGAAGAGGUCCAGCUUCGACCUCGAUUGCAACCGCGAACGUGCCCGUCAACGAUGAAGUGCAAAGGGAAGAAACGGAAGAGCUGAAACUGGUCGACGGUCAAUUGGUGCGGACCGUGAAAGGAAGCUUUGCGUACAAAAGCCCAGAGGGUCUUCCCAUUUCGGUCAAGUACGAGGCUGACGAAAAUGGUAAUAGAGCAAGUUUCAAGUUUGGGACGGGUGAAGUAAAGGUCGGCGGAUCGUCCGCUGGACCACCGAGAGGAGGAGGUCCAUCCGGAGGUCGAAACGGAGGACCGACCAGAGGUCCAGCCGGUCCAGGAUCAAAGGGAAAAGACUAUUUACCGCCGAAGGAUGUCGAUAGGAGUUACUUACCGCCGAAAUAAAAUCUUCAUUACUCCCUUUAGCCAAAGUUAACAAGCUUAUAGGAAACAAUUUUUAUACUGAUCUUAUUAGUCAUCGUUCCGACACGCGAUUGCGUUUUUUAACAUUUUCUAAGUAGCUCCCAAAAUCGUCUCGAUUCUGGUUAGCUUGUUUUAGGCAAGGUCUAGAGUAAUC
This is a messenger RNA of Ceratina calcarata, 2396 nucleotides long. RefSeq lists its product as uncharacterized. Bases 1679 to 2224 code for a protein of 181 amino acids. Lineage: Eukaryota; Metazoa; Arthropoda; Insecta; Hymenoptera; Apidae. The record is from RefSeq and is a predicted model, not a curated record. The transcript is spliced from 3 exons.